GCUACGUCCAUCGCUUCCCUCGCACCAAUAGAAGUGCGUGGGAAUGCCUUUUGGAACUCUGAUACCGGUGACCGUUUCUACAUCCGUGGUGUCGACUACCAGCCUAGAAACAACGGUACGUUGGUCGAUCCGCUGGGCAUAGAGGAGAUCUGUCUCCGUGACGUUGAAUACUUCAAAGAGCUCGGUUUGAACACCAUCAGAGUGUACACCGUUGAUAACUCUUUGAACCAUUCGACCUGUAUGCAGGCCUUGGAUGACGCUGGCAUUUACCUGAUCUUGGACGUGAACACUCCAGAGGCAUCUAUCUCAAGGUACGAUCCGUCAUGUUCCUACAACGCCCAGUACUUGCAGGCAGUCUUCUCUACGGUUGAUGCGUUUGCCAAAUACGAUAACGUGUUGGGGUUCUUUGCUGGUAAUGAGGUUAUCAACGAUAUCGAGAACACAACAGCUGCUGCCCCUUACGUCAAGGCUGUGGUGCGUGAUCUGAAACAGUACAUGAAGUCCCAGGACUACAGAGCCAUUCCUGUUGGAUAUUCCGCUGCAGAUGUCUCGUCAAACGUCUUCCAGACAGCUGAAUACUUCAACUGUGGUGAUGAUGAAGAUGCAAGAAUCGACAUGCUUGGUGUCAACGAUUACUCAUGGUGUGGCCAGUCAUCCUACGUGGUUUCCGGUUACAAGGAAAAGGUACAGAAAUACACCGGCUACUCUGUUCCAAUCUUCUUUUCUGAAUACGGUUGUAACACCGUUGGUACUUCAAGACUGUUCACGGAGGUUGGUACUAUAUAUUCAACACUGAUGACAAGUGUCUUCUCUGGUGGCCUGGUCUACGAGUACUCAGAGGAGAGUAACAACUAUGGUUUGGUUGAGAUCGACGACAAUGGAAACCUUACCAUUCUCACAGAUUUCACCAACUUGCAAUCCCAACUCAACGAUACCUCUGACCCAACGGGUGAUGGUGGUUAUGCAGCCUCUAAUUCCAUCUCUACCUGUCCAACUUAUGAGGCUGGUAUUUGGGAAGUUGAAGAUAACACCAUUCCAGAUACCCCAUCGGCUGCAUCAGUGUUCUUCUCAUCUGGUGCAGGCCAACCUCUAGGAACUGACAUUGGAAACACACAAUGGGGUUGCUACGCUGAUGAUGAUGACGAGGAUGAAUCUUCUUCUUCGGACUCCUCAUCUGAAUCUUCUACAGGCUCGUCAAGUUCCUCUUCUUCAUCUGAUGCC
Messenger RNA from Williopsis jadinii, 1221 nucleotides. It is a transcript of the gene GAS5, whose product is annotated as 1,3-beta-glucanosyltransferase. The record is from RefSeq and is a predicted model, not a curated record. Gene Ontology annotation, cellular component: fungal-type cell wall; cytoplasm. Gene Ontology annotation, biological process: fungal-type cell wall (1->3)-beta-D-glucan biosynthetic process. Gene Ontology annotation, molecular function: 1,3-beta-glucanosyltransferase activity. NCBI's taxonomy places the organism in Eukaryota, Fungi, Ascomycota, Saccharomycetes, Phaffomycetales, Wickerhamomycetaceae. The transcript has a single exon. The annotation marks the transcript as partial.